CAGCUUUACAAUUAAAACUAUACAUCAUCGAAACCGAGUACUACACACGUUAUUGUAGAGCGUUUGAAUUAUAUGAGGGAGGAGAGAGAUGAGGACUCACAUAUGAGAGAAAUGACUGAAAAACGUUCAUAUACUCGAUAUACUAAAAAGGCUCAAAUACAACAAAGAGAGAGUAGGGAAAAAAGGCUGUGGAGAGAUAAUAUGGUAAUAUGUAGUAUAUAUAAGAGAAAAAAUAAAUAAAAUGAG
Zychaea mexicana is the source of this 246-nucleotide messenger RNA. RefSeq lists its product as uncharacterized. Lineage: Eukaryota; Fungi; Mucoromycota; Mucoromycetes; Mucorales; Lichtheimiaceae. The transcript has a single exon. Bases 73 to 240 code for a protein of 55 amino acids. The record is from RefSeq and is a predicted model, not a curated record.